AUGACCUGUCCAGACAAGCCAGGACAACUCAUAAACUGGUUCAUCUGCACCCUAUGCGUCCCAACGGUGCGUAAACUCUGGAGUAGUAGGCGUCCAAGGACCCGAAGGAACCUUCUGUUGGGCACUGCCUGUGCCAUCUACCUGGGCUUCCUGGUGAGCCAGGUGGGUCGCAACUCCCCCCAGCAGAGGCGGGCACCAGAGAAGCGUCAGCACCAGAGCCGCAACGCCGCUGAGGCACCUUUCCCAGAGAUACCCCUGGAUGGUACCCUUGCUCCUCCUGAAUCCCAGGGUAAUGUGACCACCCUGCAGCCCAAUGUCGUGUACAUUACCCUACGCUCUAAGCGCAGUAAGCCCGCCAACAUCCGUGGCACAGUAAAGCCAAAACGCAGAAAAAAGUAUGCAGUGGCAUCUCCGGCUCUGGGACAAGAAGCUUUGGCAGGACCAUCCUUUCAGCCAGAGGAAGCUGCAAGGAUGGCAGGUGUUAAAGUUCCUGGAUAUGCCCGGGAAGGAAACCUGGUCAAAGUUGGGGAGCAAUCCUGGAGGUUGGUGCGGGGUCCAGGAGUGAAAGCUGGGGGCCCGGACUUCCAGCUGCCCAAGACCAGGGAGAGCAAUAUCAGAAUCUACAGUGAGAGCGCCCCCUCAUGGCUGAGCAAAGAAGACAUCUAUAGAAUGCGCCUGUUGGCGGACAGCUCAGUGGCAGGCCUCCAGUCCAUAACCUCUAAGAGCAAUGCACGUUUGCUGGUAUUGGAGAAGAGUGCAGCAGACUCUGUGCCCCAUUGUGGCUCUAGUCCUUGUGGGCUGCUCAAACAGCCCUUAGACAUGAGUGAGGUGUUUGCGUUCCACCUGGAUAGGAUCCUGGGGCUCAACAGGACCCUGCCAUCAGUGAGCAGGAAAUCAGAGUUCAUUCAAGAUGGCCGCCCAUGUCCUAUCAUUUUCUGGGACUCAUCUUUAUCUCCAACAAGUAAUGAGACCCACUCUUCUGUGAAGCUCACCUGGGGAACUUAUCAGUUGUUGCUAAAACAGAAGUGCUGGCAAAAUGGCCGUGUACCCAAACCUGAAUGGGGUUGUACCGAAAUACAUCACCAUGAGUGGUCCAAGAUGGCUCUCUUUGAUUUUUUGUUACAGAUUUACAAUCGCUUAGAUACAAAUUGUUGUGGAUUCAGACCGCGCAAAGAAGAUGUCUGUGUACAUAAUGGACUGAAGCCAAAAUGUGAUGAUCAAGAUUCGGUGGCUUUAGCACAUAUUAUCCAGCGAAAGUAUGACCUGAGGCACUUGGUCUUUCUAGACAAUAAAGGUUUCUUUGACAGAAGUGAAGAUAACUUAAACUUCAAAUUAUUAGAAGGCAUCAAAGAGUUUCCUGAAUCUGCAGUUUCUAUUUUGAAGAGCCAGCGCUUACGGCAGAAACUCCUUCAAUCUCUGUUUCUUGAUAAAGUUUAUUGGGAAAGCCAAGGAGGUAGACAAGGAAUUGAAAAACUUAUCGAUGUAAUAGAACAGAGAGCCAAAAUUCUUCUGACCUAUAUCAAUGCACAUGGAGCCAAAGUAUUACCUAUGAAUGAAUAACACUCUGGCUAGACAGCUAGAGAUAUUUAUGUAUUUUAGUUUUAAAAAUCAAGUACACCAACCUCAAAUCCUUUUUGGAAAUAUGUUGUAGAUGAACACAUAAAAAUAAUUUAAUUUAACCCAGUAUAUA
Chrysochloris asiatica (Cape golden mole) is the source of this 1690-nucleotide messenger RNA. RefSeq names its product family with sequence similarity 198, member B (gene GASK1B). NCBI's taxonomy places the organism in Eukaryota, Metazoa, Chordata, Mammalia, Afrosoricida, Chrysochloridae. The record is from RefSeq and is a predicted model, not a curated record. Gene Ontology annotation, cellular component: Golgi apparatus. Bases 1 to 1560 code for a protein of 519 amino acids. The transcript has 4 exons.